AUGCACCCCCCACCCCGCCUCACCACGCCACGGCCACCCACGCCCCGCUCCGUGUCCGCUACAACAACGGGCACCGACACCGGCCCCGUCAUGUCUUUCCACCCCUCCUCCUCGUCGACCAGUGUUCGGCCGUCCCUGUCUAUAUCAAGGGAGAACACGCCGUCGCCUGUCGCAGGACGUAGCGUCGGGGGCGGACCGACACCGAGGACGAGUAUGAGCCAUCGGCCGGCUUUCAUUCAUGCUAGUACGAGCUAUCACUCGUCCUUGGGGGGUACGUCGGCAAGUCAUACAGCCUAUCAUACGCCGGAAAGCAGAGCGGGGCAAGAAGAGAGAUAUGGAAGCAAAGAGAGCUCCGUGGUCUAUUACCCCCCGGACCGGAAUGAGCAUGGGGCAUAUCCUUAUCCGCAUCAACAAUUCAUACCCUUUUCGCAACUUCCCACAGAUGGCUCGCAAACGACGGGGGCCCUCUCCGCGAUACUCGAAAAGCUCCCAGCGUUUGUGGUUGACUUUGUGGAAGGGUGGAGGGCGAGCUUGUGCUCUAGCAGCCAUGGCCGAGGCGACGCGGACGGGCAAGAUGGCGGGGGAGGGCUGGGCAAAGCAAUGAUGUGGGGAUGGGUGGCUACUACCAUCGGCUUCUUUAUGGCUAUAGCAUUCUGGAGGGGCCAAUUAUUUAGAGCUCUCGACGACCUCUCUCACUAUCUUGCCAAUCGAGGAAUACUUGGCCCACUCACAUUCUACAUCAUGAUAUUUAUUACGACAAUACCACCCUUGCCGUUGUACUCGACAUUGAUAGUGUUGAGCGGCUAUACGUUCGGAGUCUGGAGAGGAUUCUGCGUUAGCUAUGUGGCCAGUCUGUCUGGAGCAGUCUUUGUCUUUCUAGUGUCUCGGAAGACUCUGAAAGAUACCAUCGUCAAAAGCUUGGCGGGAUCGUCCAUAUCCAUGUCCCUCCUCCAUGUGCUCCCGACGCACCCCCACUUGCUCCUCUUGAUUCGUAUCGCACCGUACCCUUACAACCUGCUCAACGUCAUCCUCGCCUCCUCUCCCACCCUGACUUUGCAGACAUACACGGGUUGUACAGCGCUGGCGCUGUUCAAGCUCGUCCUCCAUACCUGGAUUGGAAGCGGUAUCCACGAUCUUUCCAAGAGUUACGGGCACAGCCAAGCAGAAGGUGGAGAGGGGCGGGAAAACGUCGAGGGCCCUGAAGGCUCGGGUGAAGAUGCCCUGCCGGCGCAGGACGGCGAGACUGCUGCCGCCAAGACGUGGACGACGUGGGUGGGGAUUGUGCUCUGCGUUACGCUCUUCUUCUACCUCACGUACUUUGCAAAACAGGCUGUGAAACGGGCGCAGGAAGAGCAGGAUAGACAGGAGGAAGGCGAGCGAGAGGAGAGACAGGGAUUGACAUGUGCAGAGGCUGGGGAGGCAGUAUGA
Molecule: messenger RNA, 1428 nt
Organism: Cryptococcus wingfieldii CBS 7118
Lineage: Eukaryota; Fungi; Basidiomycota; Tremellomycetes; Tremellales; Cryptococcaceae
Product: cytoplasmic protein
Exons: 3
Coding region: 1-1428 (475 amino acids)
Biological process (GO): mitotic spindle elongation; vesicle-mediated transport
Cellular component (GO): Golgi membrane
Source: RefSeq, a predicted model, not a curated record